Molecule: messenger RNA, 3695 nt
Organism: Nerophis lumbriciformis (worm pipefish)
Lineage: Eukaryota; Metazoa; Chordata; Actinopteri; Syngnathiformes; Syngnathidae
Source: RefSeq, a predicted model, not a curated record
UCUAAUUUGACCCCCUUAACAUGCUUCAAAACUCACCAAACUGAACACACACAUCAGGACUGGCUAAAACUGUGAUCUAAUGAAAAAACCUAACCCCAAAUCUAAAAAUUGUGCUCUACCGCAAUUUUUUUAUAAAACGCAGAAAAAACUGCUCCUCGGAAGAAAAAAAUGACAACACUGCCUGUAACUCCCACUGGGAAAGUCGGAGAGACAUGAAACAAAAACCUCUAUGUAGGUCUUACUUAGACCUACAUUUCAUAAACUGACAACCCCCAGCAAAAAUCAACAGGAAGUUUGCUAUUCCCCCUUCAAACCAAAUUUUUUGUAAAAACCGGUCACCUUCCUUCAAAAACGAACUCCUCUGAGCGCGUUUGUCGUUUCACCUUCAAACUAACACAGGAGAGAGAUUGAACCCUUGUGAUUACAAUGACAGAAGCGCUUUUUUUCUAACUGCUCCGGUUUUGAUUUUAUGACCCUUCAAAGACCCGCUGCGCUGCUGUUUUUUUAAUAUGGCUGCUUAAAAGCAGGAAGCACCAACGUGCCCACACAAUGCAGACAAGGUAGGUACACUAGACAAAAGUCUUGGGACACUUCAGACUAAAAGUAGACAAAAGUAUUGGGACACUUAUGACUAUCACUGGACAAAAGUAUUGGGACACUUAGGACUAGCACCUGCCAAAUACGCGGGCCCGACCAAUGCUGCUUGCAGCUUUAAUUUCAAAUGUAUUUCCGUGAGAGCCAAAUAAUAUUUUUUAACACUGAAUACAACUAAAUGUGUUUAAGUAAGACCAACAUUUUUAGAGUAUAAUAAGUCUCUUAUUCUUUUUUUUAAUAACAUUGUUAUUCUGACGCAAACCAAUAAUAAAUAAAAUACUUCUUACCAUUAAUGCGACUUCUUGAACAGGUGCGGUAGAAAACGGAUGGAUGGAUUAAAAUGCACGAGGAUGUUUUAUAUUUUGAAUGUUAUUUUUAACACUGUGAUUACCAGUGUAAUUAUUCAUUACUUAUCGUGUUAAGCAAUGUCAGCUAAGAUUUAUCUGAGAGCCAGAUGUAGUCAUCAAGAGAGCCACAUCUGGCUCGAGAGCCACAGGUUCCCUACCCCUGGUCUAGAUGGAAGUGUUAGCAACAGUGUCUCCUCCUCCCCGCCCUGCAGCGACCCCGAAAGGGACAAGUGGUAGAAAAUGGCUAGAUGGAAGUGUUAGCAACAGUGUCUCCUCCUCCCCGCCCUGCAGCGACCCCGAAAGGGACAAGUGGUAGAAAAUGGCUAGAUGGAAGUGUUAGCAACAGUGUCUCCUCCUCCACCAGUGCAGCCGCCCACUCACAGCAAGGGCGCCCUCUGGUGGUGAGCCAUCGCACCGGCCAACCGCCUCGCCUUCCUCCGAUCGCGCAACCUCAUGUUUCUUCCGGACCCGGGAGAUGUAAAGACUCUCUUUUCGACGUGUAUUUCCACUUAGGAGCCCGGAUCCCUUCCAGCUGGCUCGGAUGCUGAGAUACCUUUGACGCGCCGCCUAUCUUCCCGCUUAACAAGUAGGCGCUAAGCUGCUUUUGAGCCAUUUCAGGAGCGUGGACAUGUUCUGAAGGAGCGGCAGGAAUGAAGGCGGCGAGAAGACCGAGGCAGACGCUGCUCCUCCCCCGGCUCUGCGUCGCUGCUGUCGGCCUGCUUGCAGCCGCCUGGCUGGUGCAUCCCAGUGAUGUCACAGCAAUCUUUGCAGCCCCUCAUGGACCCACUGGAGAUGGUGACAUCUUCUUAACCAAAAAGGAGGUCGCCACACAGAAAGAUAACAACCAAAGCACAGACUCAAAAUCUGCAAUCAGUGAGUUUCCUGAAGACAUCUUUAGUCUGGAGCAGAGGAGAGCGGGAGCUGUCAUCCUCCAUGUGCUCUGUGCUAUCUACAUGUUUCAUGCCCUGGCCAUAGUGUGUGAGGUUUAUUUUGUGCCCUCACUGGAAAAAAUCUCAGAGAACCUGCAACUCAGCCAGGAUGUUGCCGGGGCAACCUUCAUGGCAGCUGGCAGCUCUGCCCCUGAGCUCUUCACCUCCUUGAUUGGAGUGUUUAUCACAAAAGGGGACGUGGGUGUGGGAACAAUCGUGGGAUCGGCGGUCUUUAACAUCCUGGUCAUCAUUGGCCUCUGUGGCAUCUUUGCAGUACAGCCAAUCUCUCUGAGCUGGUGGCCUCUGUUUCGCGAUGCUGUCUUCUACAUCUUUUCCAUCAUCGUGCUCAUCAUAGUGAUCUACGAUGAAAAAGUCCAGUGGUGGGAGACAAUUGUCCUGAUGUCCAUGUAUGGACUAUACAUCAUUAUCAUGAAGUUCAAUGGCUCCCUGUGCAGCCUGCUAGAGAGACACUGCAGUCCCAGAGGUCAGCCAUGUUUGAGCAGCCUGCGCCGUACAACAGCGGUGGGGAAUGCCGGAGAUUGUGACGCCGAUAUUGUGCCACUCAAGUCAGACUCUUGCGCGGUGGUCGGUCAAAACUCAGGGGUGGUGAUGGUGGAUGAGCUGCUCAACCUGCAUCCUCACCAGCUCACCUUCUCAGAGGCAAGCCUCCGCCUUCUCAUCACCUCGCAUUUCCACCCCUACACCCGCCUGCGCAUGGCGGGACGCAUGGUCAUCAACGAGAGACAGAGGCUGGUCCAGGCUCAGGGCGGAGCAUCAGUGGAUGACAGCUCCGCAGGGCCGUGGCGGAGAGAGAACGGGUCGGCGGCCGAGACAGACGCUCAGCCUUUGGAUGUGGAGAGACCAGCGGGGAAGGAGCCAGGACGGCAACUUGGGGGCGGAACCAAAGAGGAGGAGGAGGAGGAGGAGGAGGAUGAAGAGCAGGAGGAGGAAGAGGAGGAGAAUAGUCCAUUUAAACCUUUCAUCAUACCAGAGGGCUGGUGUGUGCGUGUAAAAUGGCUGCUGUCCUGGCCAGUGAGCCUCCUGCUUCACUGCAGCGUGCCCGACUGUACUCUUCCACAGUGGCAACACUGCUACCUGCUGACCUUCCUCACCUCCACACUCUGGAUCGCCCUCUUCUCCUACCUCAUGGUCUGGAUGGUGUCCAUCAUCAGCUACACACUUGGAAUCCCCGAGGUCAUCAUGGGGAUCACCUUCCUGGCGGCCGGCACCAGUGUCCCUGACUGCAUGGCCAGCCUCAUCGUGGCCCGCCAGGGCCUGGGCGACAUGGCCGUGUCCAACUCCAUCGGCAGUAACAUCUUUGACGUGCUGCUGGGUCUGGGCUUCCCCUGGGCUCUGAGGACCCUGCUGGUCAGCUACGGCUCAGUGGUGCCAAUCAACAGCAGAGGCCUGGUUUACUCCGUCAUCCUUCUCUUGGCCUCAGUGACUCUCACUGUCCUGUGUGUGCACCUGAACCGCUGGAAGUUGGACCGCAGGCUGGGUGUCUGGCUCAUGCUGCUCUACGCCAUCUUCCUCUUUUGCUCCAUCAGCUUUGAGUGGCUGUAGAGAAGACGCAAUUUGGCUUUUUUCACUACAGUGAAUUUCAUAAGAGCUCCUUUUGAUACGAGAGUGUUUUGUACCUGCAACACAACUUUAUAGAAUAGAGUUCUUCAGUACUUGCACAUAGUCCAUCAUGUGUUGUAAAAGACUCCCGCUCGCUCUGCUGCAAGUGGCGUGUGACAGAAAGUUGUUUACAAAGUGUUUGAUUGUUUGUGCCUGGAAGAAGUGCUGCUCUGUUAUUGUCGGGGAAAUUAAAACGCUACUUUAC